This is a messenger RNA of Magnolia sinica, 1492 nucleotides long. RefSeq names its product 2-alkenal reductase (NADP(+)-dependent)-like. Gene Ontology annotation, molecular function: 2-alkenal reductase [NAD(P)H] activity. NCBI's taxonomy places the organism in Eukaryota, Viridiplantae, Streptophyta, Magnoliopsida, Magnoliales, Magnoliaceae. The record is from RefSeq and is a predicted model, not a curated record. The transcript has 5 exons. The coding region runs from base 258 to 1292 and encodes 344 amino acids.
UUCAAUCAGCUUCGAGAAAGUUCAAGGGAAUAGGUGGUAUGUAGUGCGACACGUGUCAACGCGAAAUUAUUAAUGCUUUCGUCAGGACGCACCAGAGGCAAGAGAUUGAUCGGAAGAAAGAAGAAAUUAAAGCUAGGAUUUCCAUUACAAAGAUAUAGCAAAGGUGGAAGAAGCGAGUGUUUUCAACAGAAGUAAUAAAAAGAAGUAAACUCUUCUGUAUUUUACGAGCUUCGAAUUUUCUGGAACAGAGAAGAAAAAUGGCAGAAGAGGUUAGUAACAAGCAGGUCCUUUUCGGAGAUUUCGUAACGGGAUUUCCGAAGGAAUCCGAUAUGGUAUUGAGUACCGGCACGAUACGGUUGAAGGUGCCGGAAGGAUCGAAGGCCAUCCUCGUCAAGAAUCUCUACCUUUCUUGCGAUCCCUACAUGCGUAUACGGAUGGCCAAGACCGACUACGCAAUUGGAUUUUCUCCUUUCAUUCCAGGAUCGCCCAUUACUGGCUUUGGAGUGGCUAAAGUUUUAAACUCAGGACAUCCAGACUUCAAGGAAGGCGACUUGAUUUGGGGGAUAACUGGAUGGGAAGAGUUCACUCUUAUAUCAGAGCCCGAGACCUUGUUUAAAAUUAAAUACACUGAUGUACCUCUUUCUUAUUAUACUGGUAUUCUUGGUAUGCCAGGUCUUACAGCUUAUGCUGGAUUUUAUGAGGUCUGCACUCCUAAGAAAGGCGAAUAUGUCUUUGUGUCAGCAGCUUCUGGUGCCGUGGGUCAGCUAGUCGGACAAUUUGCAAAGUUGAUGGGCUGCUAUGUUGUUGGAAGUGCUGGUUCUAGUGAAAAGGUUGAGUUAUUGAAGAGUAAGUUUGGGUUUGACAAUGCUUUCAACUAUAAGGAAGAACCUGACUUGAACGUGGCUUUAAAAAGGUAUUUUCCCGAGGGCAUCGACAUCUAUUUUGAGAAUGUAGGCGGCUCGAUGCUUGAUGCAGUACUAGCGAACAUGAGGCUCCAUGGUCGCGUUGCGGUGUGUGGUAUGAUCUCUCAGUACAACCUUGAGAAACCUGAAGGCAUCCACAACUUAUUCUACCUCAACGCAAAGCGCAUCCAGAUGAAAGGGUUCGAGGUGUUCGACUACUACUCAUCAUAUCCUAAAUUUCUAGAGGUAACUCGACAAUAUAUCAAAGAAGGGAAGAUUGUUUAUGUAGAAGACACUGUCGAAGGUCUCGAGAGUGCUCCGGCAGCCUUAGUAGGACUCUUCACAGGACGCAAUGUUGGUAAACAGGUAGUUGUAGUUUCCCAUGAGUGAUUCUAAGGCACAUUGAAGUAGAAAGUAUAUAAAAAUGAACUUAAAUUAGUCAUAGAAUAGUCCAUGAUUAGAUUUUACACAUGCAUGGUACUUUUAAGUUGGCCUAUUUGGAACAAUGUUUUAUGUAUCAGUGUGUCACUAUGUAUCACCACCCUGGAUUGCGAAAAUAUCAUGGAAAAUAUUAUAGGUAUUACCUAAUA